UUAAUUUUUUUUUUUAAUUUAUAUAGUAUAUCUGAAUUAUAAAAAUAUAUAGUGUUAUAUAAUGGAUUUGAAUAAUUUUGCCACGACUUGUAGAAAAAUUAUUGGAAUUGGAUUAAACUAUAAAAAAACAAUAGCCGAAUUGAAUAUCUUAACUCCACAAUUACCUGUCUUGUUUUUAAAAUCCACCUCAAGCAUCAUCAAAGAAGGUCAAGUAAUUAAAAUACCUCCGGGAUGUAUAGAUGUAAAUUAUGAAGUUGAACUUGGUGUUAUAAUAGGGCAAUCAGGAGCUGAUAUAUUAGAAGAGAAUGCAUUAAAUCAUAUUGGUGGGUACGCCCUUAUUCUUGAUAUGACAUCUGGAAGCCAUUUAAGUUUUGUCAGAGAAAAAUCUCUUCCGUGGUGCAUAGCUAAAAACUGGGAUACAUUUUGUCCUGUUAGCGAUUUUAUUCCGAAAGAAGCAAUAAAAAACCCUGAUGAUGUGAAUCUGUGGCUUACUGUUGAUGGGGAAAUGAAACAAUCAGAAAGUACUUCAGACAUGUUAUUUAGCGUAGCCAAGUUAAUUAGUUAUACUAGUCAAGUGAUGACUUUAGAACGGGGUGAUUUAAUUUUAACUGGUACACCAAAUGGAGUCGGUCCUGUUAAAGCAGGACAAAUAAUUGAAUGUGGAAUAAAGGGCAUCAAGCAAAUGAAGUUUUUAGUAGAAAAUAAAUGAUGAAUUGUUUGGAA
Molecule: messenger RNA, 723 nt
Organism: Hydra vulgaris (swiftwater hydra)
Lineage: Eukaryota; Metazoa; Cnidaria; Hydrozoa; Anthoathecata; Hydridae
Product: oxaloacetate decarboxylase, mitochondrial
Cellular component (GO): mitochondrion
Molecular function (GO): acetylpyruvate hydrolase activity
Source: RefSeq, a predicted model, not a curated record